AAGCCCAUAACAAAUGAAAUAGUGCAUUGCCUAGCUUAAACUUUAAGCCGACUGAUGCACUGCCAACUACUGGGAUUUUACAGAGAAAAUGAAGGUGAGCGUGGAAGGGGAGAAGGUGAUACUGGUACCCUACAUGAGAGAGCAUGUGCCGAAGUACCAUGAAUGGAUGCAAGAUCCUCUUCUCCUUCAAGCAACUGGUUCUGAACCACUUACCCUUGAGCAAGAAUAUGAAAUGCAACUUUCUUGGACCCAAGACCCCUUAAAGCAGACUUUCAUCGUGUUGGACAGGGAACUAAUUGUUGAAAACUUCAUUCAUGGAGAACCUCAUGUUGAAGCCAUGGUUGGUGAUGUGAACAUAUACAUGAAUGACUUGGAUGAUCCACAGAUGGCUGAAGUCGAGAUUAUGAUAGCUGAACUGAAAAGUCGUGGUAAAGGGCUUGGCAAAGAAUCUGUUCUCAUGAUGAUGACAUUUGCAUUUGAUAAUUUCAAGAUACAUACCUUCCGCGUCAAAAUUGGAGAAUUAAAUCACGUCUCUCUCAGUCUAUUCCAAAAAUUGGGUUUCAAGGAGACCUCUUACAGUAAAAUAUUCAACGAGAUGACCUUGGAGUUGCCAAUGACCGAGUCAAAGAUUUUUGAGAUGCGUCAGUUAGUUGGCAAUAUGGUUACACAUUCAUAGCACCUGAAGACACAUUGUGUAUGCUGAUGACCGAGUGAAUGUGCUUUGAGCUGCAUCGAUUAAUAGGCAACAACAUGGUUAUUGUUCAUAUUCCCCCGGUUAGACCACUCCCUUCAGUCUGGAGGGUAUUGAGUAUAUUAUUUGGUGAUUAGUUUUUUAUAUCCAGAGACUGUGAAUCAAACCUUGCGACUCUUCUACUGAUUUUUCACUAAUUAAUCUGCUCCAGGCACUUGAAGGAAUUUUCAAUACGGCUUUUGUUCUUUUCCUCAUUAUAUUACUCUGGAAGGUCACCUUGAUAUAUACAACAGCAACAACACCUUGAUAUAUACAACAGCAACAACACCUUGAUAUAUAAACUAAACGCAGCAAAUGUUUGAUUGUUGACUAAUUUGUGUGUGGUUUGUUUCAAACAGACAGUAGUUGAGAGAUGGCGAAGAAAGCACAAGAAGAGUUGGAACUUUUUAUUACUUAUUUUACAUAAUAUUCUAGACAUUCUGAUUUGGAAUAUUGGAUGAAAGCCCAGGAUGACUUCUUAUUUAUUUGAUAAGUUGAAAAAAACAAGAUAACUAUUCUUCUCAGGGAGUAUUCAAACUGUCUGAAAAUCUAUUUGUCCAAAUGAUUGAAGGUGUUGGGAUAAAAAUGGAUGUAUCUGAGGGAUGUCGUUUGAGACUGAGAGUCCACCUUGCCAGACAUGAUUUACUGUGGUUUCAUUGCCCAGUGGUCCUAUAAUCGCAAAGAUAAUCAUCUCGUUGUUCAAGUAUUCUGCAGAUAUAUUUGAAACUUGAAAGCUGAGAUUAGCUCUCUGCAUUGAUGGACUAUAACUUGUUAUUUGUGUUGUGUAAGCUAUCAUGCUGUCAGUUGAGUUAUGGAAAGCAACUAAUGCUUGCGAUCCAACCAUGCCUUGUCUCGUAGGGUUGAUAGCCCAUGCUACCCACCCCUUAGAAUCUUGUUUAGCUCUGUAUGCCAUUGAAACUUUUGUGCUUGAUGAAUUGUAGGUCCAGUGCAGGUUUGCUUCUAAAACAGGGAGCACUUUGCAAGUGGUGAAAGUUCUAUUAGCUGGGAAAGUGUAGUUUGAGCAGUUUUGAGCUGAAUUAACAAGAAAAAUCGAAGCAAGAAUGAAGAACAGCAGUUUUGAUGUUGAGCUUGACGCCAUGGGAACAAAUAUAUUCCUCUUUUUCCUGUGCCAAAAGUGAAACGAAAGGAUAAAAACACCGCAAAAGACUAUUGCGCGACUGUGGAGCUGUUCAACACCAAGCUGAGAAUGUAGAUUGUUACCUUUUUUUGCAAGUUGAGGAAUAAGAAUGUUGGUAGUUUAUAUUUUAUAAGAAAGGGAAGGUGAGGUUUUGAAGUCUAUUGUAUCAGUGGGCCUCUAGUGAUACGGCGAUCUCAUGGAUGAAGGCUAAGUCAAGUCAAGAAGUGAUUAUUUAAUCCUUAUGAUAACUUUUAUGCAAUGGUUGGUUUGGUUUAUUGAUUUUUAAUUUGUGAACACACUAAACUAUAACUAAAUUUUAAUAAGAUAUGUGUUAUCGGUUUUA
Messenger RNA from Solanum lycopersicum (tomato), 2211 nucleotides. RefSeq names its product GCN5-related N-acetyltransferase 9. The record is from RefSeq and is a predicted model, not a curated record. Lineage: Eukaryota; Viridiplantae; Streptophyta; Magnoliopsida; Solanales; Solanaceae. Gene Ontology annotation, molecular function: N-acetyltransferase activity.